This is a messenger RNA of Malassezia japonica, 2004 nucleotides long. RefSeq lists its product as uncharacterized. The coding region runs from base 1 to 2004 and encodes 667 amino acids. The transcript has a single exon. Lineage: Eukaryota; Fungi; Basidiomycota; Malasseziomycetes; Malasseziales; Malasseziaceae. The record is from RefSeq and is a predicted model, not a curated record.
AUGACGGAAGAGACACGCCCGCCGACACCGUCGCCCAUGGAGCUCGUCGUGCAGAUUGCGAGUCUGCACCGUGCCGCCGAAGUGGCGCAGUACUACUGGCUGCAUGAUCCGCCCCCAGACGGCGAGAAGGAACGCAGCGCCAAGACGCUCGAGUCGGCGAGCUGGACGCGCCUGCUCGACGACUUGCACACGCGCCUCCGCGUGCUGAUGGACGUUUCGGGCACGAGCGACGCUCUGCCGAGCCUCGCCCACGUCGACGGUGUGCCGCGCCGCGCAGCGACGCCAACGCACGAUGCAUUGAACGAUACCCUGUCUUCUGACCUCGAAGCGCACCUGCCCCAUCCCCAGUGGGCAGAACGAUACCCCGGCGCGGCCGGCGACUGGCUCAGUGGCGAAAUCGCCCAGCGCCGGCGCCUCGCCGCCGCCCCGAGCGACGAGACGGUUUUUUCGACGCAGACGAUGAUGGAGGCGCUUGUCGCGCCGUGCUCGGGUGCACAGAGCGACGCCUCGUCGUCGUCCUCGUCAGGCCCGUCGUCGCCGGGCAUCCUCACCGAUACCCCUGCGCCGUUUGCCGGCUCGAGCGCCGGCGUGCUUCCGGCGCAGAACGACGUGCCUAUGUCCUCACGCUCGUCGCUGAUGCUCGGCGAUUAUUUUCACUGGCGUGCGAUGCACAAGGAGCCCAUGAGCCGCUCGUCGUCGCAGGACAGGUCGCCGCUCCAGGCGCCGGACCACGACGUGAUCCAGCACGUCCUCGAGGCCGCCACCUGGCAGGCCGAGAACGAUAUACGCGCCGAGCCCGAGCCGCUGCUGCGCAUCGAGCCGGACGACCCGCGGCACGCCGAGCUCGCGCCGCUGCGCGACUGGAUCGACUUUCAGGCGACGGCGCACGCCGUCGCGUGCCUCGCGACGGGCACUGCUGAGCAGACGCGGAUGCUCGCGCGCCUCUUGCCGAGCGCGUCGGUAACGCACUCCCCGGAUACGAGCCUCUUUUCUCUGCACAUGACGAUGCACGACAGUCGCUGCUGCCUGUUUAAUGUGCAGAACCGCCGCGUGAACGAGUCGACGUCGCCGGCAAAUCUCUUGCAGAACGACGCAUCGUCGUGGGCCGCCGCCGCGGACGGCACGGCGCUCAUGCAGAUCCAGUCGACCGUCCACCAAGAUACCCUCGGCCGCCUUCCCCUGCGCCACACGGCCCUUGCGCCGUCGCAUCCGAUGCGCAGCGCUAUCGAGCACUGGGAAGAACACAUGCCGCGCGCCGCCCACUGGUUGCCGGUGCGCGCCUACGAGCCGACGUUGGGAGGGAGCGACACACAGGACACGCGCCUUCUGCGCCACUUUGUGCGCCACGACUAUGCCGUCGCGCAGCGUCUCGCGCGCUCGCCGUACACCUCGGAACAGCUCGAGCUGGCCGAGGCGUGCGUGCGCGAGCCAGGCGCACUGCAGCACGUUGAUGCGCUCGUCGCGAGCCGUGCAGAGACGUACCUGGCCAAGGUGCACGACGCGCUCGCCCCGCCGGCGUCGUACGACGCGCAGAUGUUUACCGUCUCGCGCCUCGUGCUGCGCGCCGCACAGGGCUACAACAUGCAGCUGCACGGCCUCGUGUUUGUGUCGCCCAACGAGAUCACGCAAGAGUCGCUGAGUGUCUAUGACGGCAUGACGCCGGCCGAUGUGCCCGAGUUUGCGCGCCGCUGGCGGCUGCGUGGCCCGGGACUCGACGGGCACGGCGUCGAGGAGCGCGUCGACGCAAAGUCCCCGCCCUUGCUCCCGGUCGCCUACUUUUCGCCCGAGCACCAAGACGGACCAAACGCGCUGAAGCUGUCGUUUGGGCGUGCGCCGAGCGGCGACGGGUGCGUGCACUAUGGCGGCGUCUCGGGGCGCUUCCUUGCGAUCAAGAUCCUCAACACGGCCACGGCCAACACACCGAUCAAGCACAUUGCCGCGGAGGGGUAUACGGGUCUACGUACGAGUGCGCAGGGCGGAUUCUGCGACCGCCAGCUUUUGUAG